AUGAGGAACUGCAAUAGUUAACGGGUUGUCAAGAACUAGGGAGGCGGAGGCUUCAACUAAUAUUGCAGCCGCUGCAACAGACCGGAGGCAGGGGGGUAAGCCAGCUGCUACCGGGUCUAAUGAAGAACUAAAGCCUUCCAUUCUCCUGUUAAAGAAGCACUCCCCAGGCUCCCUCUGCCUGUGUGACUGGCCAGCAGGAGGUGGUGUUAACUUUCUAGCCACUUCUCACACUCUGUGAGACAGGCUGCAGAAUGUUUUGCUCCAGCUCAUCCCAGCCUGGCGUGGGACAGGGAAGAGAAAUGGCUGCAGUGGAGUCAGUCCAGGGGCUGGUGACCUUCAAGGAGAUGGCUAUGUAUUUCACCAGGGAAGAGUGGGCUCUGCUGGACCCCACUCAGAGAGCCCUCUACUGGGAUGUCAUGCAGGAGAACUAUGAGACUGUGACCUCGCUGGGCCAGAGAAUAACAUCCAUGUUUCGCUGCAGAUCAUCUCGUCCUCCCAGGGGCAAGGAAAUGGCUGCAAUGGAGCUGGCUCAGGGGCCGGUGACCUUCGAGGAGGUGGCUGUGUAUUUCUCCAGGGAAGAGGGGACUCUGCUGGACCCCACUCAGAGAGCCCUCUACAGAGAUGUCAUGCAGGGGAACUAUGAGACGAUGGUCUUGCUGGGUAAGGAUUCCUGUCCCUUCUGUUCUUGGAAGGGGAAAUGAAGAGUGAAGGUUCAUGCCACCCCCACAAUGCCAUCUGUACCCUGUCCUGUUUCAGCAUCACCCCAAUAGGCCAGUAACAUACAUACUACCAGAGACCCUCCUCUGCUGCAGAACACUUUGGGAACAGAGCACAGGAGCAGCAUCACACAAUGUCAAAUAUCUCCUCUUUACUCAAGUAAAACUGGGGUUAGGUCCAGCAUAAUGAACAGAAGCUUCCUACCCCCAGCCUUCUCUCAAACCCUGAGCCUUCUCUACCCAAACCAGAAUGUGCUUGGGGUGUAACAAGCAGGCGGCUGGAGUCAGAGCUGCCAGUCCAGGGUUACUUAUCAUACAGACACUCAGUGCGUCCUUGAACGCUGGCUGGGAGUAUCCAGACAGGGGAGCUCCAGCAGCAGAACACUGAAUCUCACCCAGGAUUACAGAUGACACAACUCCUCGCCGAUCUGGAUUGCACCCCAGCAUGUGAAAAUGGCCUAGGUUGGUAGUGACAUUUCUUGAGACAUGGAGAGUCUUGCUCCCAUAUCACCAGGUGUAAUAAAAAUAACAGGAAAGGCCAAAU
Molecule: messenger RNA, 1260 nt
Organism: Gopherus flavomarginatus (Mexican gopher tortoise)
Lineage: Eukaryota; Metazoa; Chordata; Testudines; Testudinidae
Product: zinc finger protein 560-like
Exons: 6
Coding region: 252-701 (149 amino acids)
Biological process (GO): regulation of DNA-templated transcription
Source: RefSeq, a predicted model, not a curated record